CAGGAAGCUGUAGAUUAAACACACAACAUUACCGAGAGAGAAAAGACUGAGUGAAGACGUUCUCCUGCCAUGCAGUCCUGCAGCGUUCACCACUGUGUCCUGCUCUUACUCACCCUCACAUUCACCACUGCUCCUGUAGCAGCUGCGGUCUGUCGUGUCCACGCAAAGCUUCAUCAGCGUGUGACUCUCCCAUGUGCAAAGGUUUGUUCUGGUGAGGCCAAGUGGACCUUACAACGUAAUCGAGAUGUUGUCUUCGCUCGGUGUGAUCAGACAUCAUGCAGCUCAGUGGUGAAGGGAUAUGAAAUGUCUCAUGAUCAGUACCUGAAGGGAGAUCUCUCUCUCACCAUCACUGCAGCUGAAUACAGUAUGAGGAACACGUACGCGUGUGAGUGUGGAGGCAUAGAUCACGCUGUGUGGCGUCUCAGCAUUGAGACCGUGUUCUCAGCAGUUCAGGUGAAGCAUGAUGGAGAUCUGAUCCUGGAUCUGACCGUACCAGAGCCAGUGGAGGUGAUUUAUACAAGCAGUGAUUCAGCUGAUGGUGAACGGAUCUGUAACGUGACUCAACACUCACUACAGUGUAAAGCUGAAUACACACACAGAACAUCACUCAGAUACCCAGAGCUCACACUGAGAGACGUGACGUACAGUGAUAGUGGACUUUACACCAUCCGGGACACGAGGAAUAAAGAAGACAUCCGUGUGUACGCUGUCUCUGUGACAGGGGACUGUGCUGUACCACACUGGGUAAUGAGGGUGAUAGCGGUGCUGACUGCGUUUGUGGUGAUGUUCUGUGCCAUGUUUUUUUGGUUUAUCCAUAAAGUCUACUGUAACUGUUGUAAACACUCCAUUUAAGAUUCCUGAAAACUGAGGACUCCCGAGUGGAGCAACAGAAAAGUCCUCAGGAGAUCACAAGUCUGAAUGACACAGCCAUCCGUGCUCAGGAGCCAAGAGCGAUAAAACCGGCAGUGCUGUCUGGGUGUUCUGUCUCUCCCUGUCAAUCACAGCAACACACGCCAAUCAUGGGCAUCUGUAAGCUCAUGUAUUUGGAAGAAGACCAGUAGCGCUUUCCUCAGAGUGUGUUACGCAGCCCUGUGAUGCAGCAUGAGCAGCAGUAGAAACGUUGUGGUUGAUUUCACGUAUUUCAGAAGAAGCCUGUGUCAGCCUUCACCCUCCUGGUUGCUAGCUGUUAUGUGAUAGGUGUAUGGCAUGGUUGUUGGUGCCAGAUGGGCUGUUUAAGUAUUUAUAUAACUGCUGAUCUUCUGUGAUUUUCACACACAGCAGUCUCUAGAGUUACUCAGAAUGGUGCAAUAAAGAAAACAACAUUCAGUGAGCGGGAUUUCUGUGGAUGGAAACACCAUGUUGAUGAGAGAGGUCAGAGGAGAAUGUCCGGACUGGUUGGAGCUGACAGAAAGUCUAUGUAACUCAGAUAAUCACUCUGUACAAUUGUGGUGAGCAGAAAAGCAUCUCAGAAAGCACAACACGUCGAACCAUGAGGUGGAUGGGCUACAACAGCUGAACACCAUGUGGGGUUCCUCUUCUGUCAGCAAAGAACAGGAAGCUGAGGCUGCACUGGGCACAGACUCACCAAAACUGGACAGAUGAAGACUGGAAAAACGUCGCCUGAUCUCCAUUUCUGCUGAGGGACACAGAUGGUUCGGUCAGAAUUAGGCACCAACAGCAUGAACCCAUGGACCCAACCAGCCUUGUAGAUCACCUUUGGGAUGAGGUAGAACGAGAGAUUCACGAAAUUAAAUUGCAUCUGAAAAAUGUGCAGGAACUGCGUAAUGCAGUCAUGUCAACAUGGACCAGAAUCUCAAAGGAAUGUUUCCAACACCUUUUGGAAUCCAUGCCAUGAAGAACUGAGGCUGUUUGGAGAGCAAAGUGAGGCCCAUGCCAGUAUUAGUGUAGUGUUCCUAAUAAAGUACUCUGUAAGUGUAUGUGUCUAAGCCCACGAUUAGCUAGUGUAACUGUGAUUAACAGGAGAGAGUGAAUAUGCCCCUCCCACCCAGAGAGUACGGCCAGUUUAGCUCUCUUGGCUCCUUUCCACAGAUGUGGCAUUGAAGGAAUCAAACUCACGAUCUUUGGCUUUAGUGGUCAUUAAACAACACUUUUAUUUACAUUUAUAUCAAACAAUUACAAAUAAAAACUCACAUAUUUAUCCUAGUAGCUUUAAUCUGCUAUCCACAUGAAACAUGCCUAUCAUCUAUAAACUGCACUUUGAGAAUCGUUUGAAGAAAGGAAUGUAAUUUUAGGGAUUUGGAGACCCCUCUGGUGGAAACAUGUCACUGCAAGCAAUAAUAUUCCAUAAAUUCUGCUCCCCCACACAAACACUGGAUUAAUCUAUUGUUGUGUAACAUGUCAGUACACAUUCAGGGAGAAUUCAAGUGCUCAGAAAUCUGAUGUGUUCUCCACACUAACUCACUAACAUUCAUCUGAACAUCCUGUGUUGGUUUAAACAUGCUUCUUCAUUUUUACAUUUUACAUGGAAGCCACUUGUUUCUGUGUUUAACAUGUGCCCUGGUUUGAAAUGAAGGACAUUUUAAAAUGCAGAUUCAUGUGAGUUCUGUCUCUUUAUUGCAAAGUAUUUUGAGCUGAAAUACAGCUGGGCUUAUUUAAAUAUAAAUAAAAUGCAUUAUUAUUUAUAUGAGAGACAUGAGCUGCUUUCACAUUAGGAUUAAACUGUGGCUGUAAAACUCUGCCCUUUACAUUAUCUUAUAAAUCUAUUCUGUUUAAUAUAUUAAAUAUAUUACAGUCUUUCUUCCUCUCUUUCUCUCUUUCUUCUCUGUGAAGGCAGAAGAAGUGAUCUGAGUUGUUUCUUCCAUCUUUUGGUUAAAUAAAUAAAUUCUC
Molecule: messenger RNA, 2847 nt
Organism: Ictalurus punctatus (channel catfish)
Lineage: Eukaryota; Metazoa; Chordata; Actinopteri; Siluriformes; Ictaluridae
Exons: 5
Coding region: 70-852 (260 amino acids)
Source: RefSeq, a predicted model, not a curated record